GUUUUUUUGGUAUUAUAUAAAUUUUUAAGAAACAUUUCCUCUAUUUUAGAUUUUAGAUUUUCAUGAAAGUCCACGUUUCGGUGAUUAUAUAACAGCAGUCCCAUGUUUUUUAUCAUUGUUAUAAAUUAUGUUWUGUGUUGCCGCUUCCGUACCCAAGUGCUUUGCGAUCUUUAUAUGUAAAUUCAUUUUGUCGCUAGCUAUAAGACUCUCCGUCGUARAGGCAGUUGGUCGAAAGAACCGCUGUCGCCAAGAUUUGUUGAACACCUCUUAUGGCAAACAAGAGUUGUAGCAUCACSUUUCCGAGCUGGACGCUGAAAUAUUUCAGUCUAGAUCUAUCUGCAGAACAGGAGCCAGCGGACAUUGAGAACGAUGUGCAAGUGCUAGAAGAUAUUGGCAACGAUGCUAAGGAGGRUAUGUCAACAGUGAACCUGACAGAAAUGUCGAAUGAAUCAACAAAAAGGCGUUUUUCCUCGCUGUUGACUGUUAUUUGUAGAACUGCUAAAAAAUCUGCUAAUAGAGUUGCCAGGAUAAGGMGAAGCAAGCCAGUUGUCGAAGAACCCAAGAAAAUUCCAYUGUGYAACGAGAAUGCUGCUCAACUUCAAAAUAACGCCAGUACUUGCUCCGAAAACAGCGCAAGAGAACAAGUCGACCAAAGAUUCUGUGAGACGUACGAGCUCUUGCAUCUUAUUGGUCGAGGUGGCUUUGCUAUGGUUUACUCGGGCGUUCGUGUCAGAGAUUCUAAACCGGUUGCAAUAAAGGUCAUUCCGAAAAGCAAUGUUUAUUCUUACGAAGAGAUCGAGGGAGUCUCGGUACCAAUGGAGGUAUAUCUUCAGAGAUAUUUAGAUCACCCCAACAUUAUUCAGCUCUACGAUUUCUUCGAGUACCAACAGGCCUAUGUACUGAUACUGGAGAGACCCGUCCAUUACAGAGACUUAUUUGACUUGAUAACUGAGAGAAAGCGGCUAAGUGAACACGAAGCUAAGAGCAUAUUCAGACAGGUCGUCCACGCUGCUAUGUACUGUGAGACGAAGGGRGUUUUUCAUCGCGAUAUCAAAGACGAAAACAUUCUUCUGGACACAAAAACUGGACAAGUCAAGUUAUUUGACUUCGGUUCUGGGACUAUACUUGAGAAUACAUUAUACACAGAUUAUGAAGGAACACGUGCCUAUUGCCCACCUGAGUGGUUUCGUUUCCAUCGUUACUACGCCCGCUCUGCGACGGCCUGGUCACUAGGGAUUCUGCUUCAUAACAUGUUGAUGGGUGACGUGCCGUUUAGUAACGAGAUUGAGAUAGUUCGAGCUGAGUUAAAUUUUACUGACGAUAUCAGCCCUGAUGCGCAAGACCUGGUACGUCACUUGCUGGCAAAGCACCCGUCAAACCGACCAGCCCUUGAUGACGUCAUUCAGCACAGAUGGUUAUACGAAUCGAGACAGCGCCCGCGAUCAUCACARGACCGAAUCCGUUACCAUAGUGAUAACAAAUACCAUAGCAACAAAGCUAUUAGAACAUAUAAGGGUCAUGAUAGUGAAUAAAUUUUUUUAAAGUAUAUCAGAAAAAAAAUGUUAAAAUUGAAAAAAAAAUUAUAGUAUUUUUUUAUUGCUUUGUUUUUCCUAUUUGAAUUAAAGUUGUU
Molecule: messenger RNA, 1630 nt
Organism: Exaiptasia diaphana
Lineage: Eukaryota; Metazoa; Cnidaria; Anthozoa; Actiniaria; Aiptasiidae
Product: serine/threonine-protein kinase pim-1
Exons: 8
Coding region: 270-1532 (420 amino acids)
Biological process (GO): protein autophosphorylation
Cellular component (GO): cytoplasm
Molecular function (GO): protein serine/threonine kinase activity; ATP binding
Source: RefSeq, a predicted model, not a curated record